AUUUCGAAUUCGACUUAUCGCUGCGUGCUGUUGUAGUGUGGUGGCUUUCGUAAUACGCAAUAGUUAUGCAAAUCAAUGGAUGUAUGGGAAGCAAUCUGUCGGAUAUAUUUCCAUCUGUUCCUAUCCAAGACUCUACCGGAGGCCUAAUGACUGCUCCAGGAAUGCAUGUCAACGGACCAAACAUAAACCAUGGUGAUUCUAUGUCUCGGCUACAAUAUCUUGGCUUAAGUUUGUUGCAAAAUGGUCAGAAUGGAAAUGGUGGCACGUUUUUGAAUGAGGACCGUUCACGUACUAAUCUGAUUAUCAAUUAUCUUCCUCAAAGUUUCGACCAAAAUGAUUUGCAACGUCUUUUCGAACGUGUAGGUCCUAUUAGACAAUGCAAGCUAAUAAGGGAUAAGGAGUCGGGCGCUAGUUUAUGCUAUGGAUUCGUGGAUUACGUUAACCCUCAGCACGCAGCCUUAGCUAUACAAACAUAUCACGGCUAUGAGUGUGACCGAAAGCGUUUACGCGUGGCAUACGCCAGCUCAGGUGGGCGGCGAAUUAUUCCAGGAAAUCGCCCUCAAAAAUUUUCCAAUGUAAACGACAUUUCUGGCAAUCCGAAUGUUGAAGUUACUAAUGAAAAUAUACUCGGUUGGGAAGUAUUAGUUACUGGAACACCUAUAGAGUGGAAUGAACAGGAUUUACUUCGUUUGUUUUCCAACUUUGGAGCUGUUGUAGAUGUGCGGCCGCUGACUCCUCGGCUACCUGACUCUCCGUCUGGUCAGAAACCAGGCUUCAGUCCACCUUUGAAUGGGACUUCUAGCGACGCGAGCUCCGAAUCUCCAGACGGCAGAUAUGCAUCAGGUGCAUAUGUCAUUUUCCAGGAAAAAGAGAGUGCGGAAAUUUCGGUCCUGCGUUUGAAUGGUUAUCAAGCCCCAGAAUGGUGUUCACCUCUCAAACUGAGAUUAAUCGGUUCACUAACUCGGGAAACGUUUGCUCACUUCCAUUCUUCACGUCAAUCUCCAACCUAUACAUUUGGGCGUACGUCAAACAGUCAAAGUAUUGCCGAUCCUUUGACUGAAUCGGUUAUCUUCACAAACGUGCUGAAUAGACGAGUUUUAAAUACACCGAACUGUGCAGUUCAUGGUAAUCCUCUAAGCCACUUUGUAACAGGAGCGAAGAACUCUGAGGUUCUACCUGUCGCACCGGAGGGUAACAACCUACAUCUCCAAUCAAAUUCAGUCUUUAAUAUUCCUCCUCGAGCAGUCAUGCGAAAUAAAGUGACUGGUCCAACAUCAACUUCAGUCUUCAACCAGGAUGUUUUUUCUCAUACUGGUUCGUUGGGCAUCCUCGAUUUUCUUGACGGUCACCAAAAUGCGAACUCGUUAAGUGGGACUGACCAAUGUACAUCUAGAGAUGUCUCCAUAAUCAACACAUUGAACUCUGAACGUGUUACCGACAAUGAACAACCGGAGCUGGAGAAUUCACUAAAGAACUUGACAAGUGUUCAAAAUCACUCUUCAUGGCCAUUCGUCCAACAUCGGUCUACCUUAACUGCAUUGUCUGAAAACGGGCGGUCUAACGAAAUAAAGAGAGGUAUUCCAACAUCCGGGGGUUACAGACGUUUGUCUGUGAGGUCUCCUCUGGUGCAUAGUCCAAUUUUAUCUAGCCUACUAGCUCAACAAAGUUUCCAGGCAAACAUCUGGCUUAAGCUGGAAAAUAUUCAGCCGACUGGGUCAUACAAGAUUCGUGGUGUUGAAAAUGUGAUUCGCAAGUGGGCAGCUUCGGGAGUCAACCAUAUUGUUUGCCCGGCUACUGGAAGCUCAGCGGUUGCCAUAUGUUUUGCCGCUCAUGCGUACAUGCUUAACUGUACUCUUGUAGUACCUGAGUCUCAUGAGUUAACCGUAAGGCGGCGUUUAGCACUUGAAGCUCAAGACGCUAAGAUUGUUGUAGUUAGUGGCGGUUUUGAAGCGGCUAAUCACCGUGCCGAUCAAUUGGUCAAGGAAAUUCAGUCUGCACCUGAUUCCAAUACUCGUCUCCUUCAUCCGUAUGAUCAACCUGAACUCUGGGAAGGAUAUGAAUCUAUUGUUGAUGAGAUUUCUUCGGAGAUCGGUCAACCAGAUGCAAUAGUUGUUGCUGUCGGUGGUGGAGGGUUGUUAUCAGGCAUUAUUCAAGCUUUGUGGAACAAGAAAUGGUCUUCAACGCACAUCAUAACCGUCGAAAAUGAAGGAAAUGAUUACCUAAAUCGCUCAUUAAAAUCUGGCCAGUUGGCGGUUUCAAAGAGUUCUUCAUUUGCAGCUUCCAUAAGCUCUCCUCUCUUGACACAACGGGCGUUGCAGUUAGCUCAGUGUCAACCGGUCAGUGCGAUUACCUGCACAGACGCGGAAGCUAUCGACGGAGUCAAGCGUUUUCUGGGUGAGUACUUACUAACUUAAACCACGUGGUUUUUGAGAGAGAUUUUACGCUCCAUUUCCUGAAGUUGAAUGCUUAACACAAUUUUUAACCCACCAUUUCAGAUGUGCAAAACAUUGGUUGUGGUCCACUAAGUUGUCUAAGGUUAACAUUAGUAUAUAGAUAGCUGCAAGUCUGCGUAAACGUCAUGACCAAACUGUAUUUCCACUUAGGGAAUUCGACAUUUUCAAUGUUCUUUCAAAUUGGUUACAGUUGAGGUUACCAAGAGUCAACCUGGCUUAAAUAAAGCAUAUUCCAUUUGGACAGGUUGAUCAUUGCAGUCUCGUAUCUGUCCUUAUUCGAAGUCCGAACUGAAAUGUUGAUGCAAAUUAAGAGACAGCUGCAUGUGGAUAAAUGUUUGAAUAAACCUUUUAAAUAUUGUUGUCAAUAGAAAAGUAUAAAUGAAAUUUCGAAGUUACAUAGGCUUGUGUUUCGGCAUAGGUGUAGUUUGUCUUGACACAUGAUCAAACAUUUUCAGUUUCAUGGAGUUGAAUGGGUUAAAUUUUGUGUGAACUGAUUUAGUAGUAUUCGAUUACUCCUCAAUAUCUGUGAUGCCCCUGCAGCUUUAGAACUGCGUGAAUGCAGCGAGUAUAAGUAGUGUGGAUUAUUUUCAGUAUCUACUACUAUAAGCUAUAACAAGCAGAAUAUCCCAUCGGUGACUAACUGGUUAUUUACUGUUACUGAAUAAGCUUGUUAAUGCUAGGAAUUCGUGAAUCGUAUACAUUGUGAUUAAUGCUGAAAAUUCCACUCUGUAUCACAAGUAAUGUUUUUGCAAUAAAGUAAAUCAUUAUUAUUACUAUUAUCAUUAUUCGAACGCUUUUUUUGCCUGCUGACUAGCGUUUUGAGACUCAAUACCUUUUCUGUAAUGAAUCAUUAGCUCCACAGUGCGUUAUCACGUAUAAAGAAAGAAUUUGCUUUUACCUUUUAGAUGAUCAUGGUAUGCUUGUUGAUCCGGCUUGCGGAGCUGCCCUUUCAUCCGUGUAUUCGGGCUAUUUGUCCCGUUUACAAUUUGAGGGUCGCCUACCGCGAACAUCUAAUGUUGUCAUAAUUGUCGGAGGAGGUAAAGGGUUUUCUUUACGCCAGUUGAUUGAUUGGGAAAACCAAAUGGCCCCAUUCGCUCCCGAACAAAUCGCUGCAUCUGUUUUACCACCAAUAUCUAGCUCGUACAUUACCCAUCUAUCUCCAUACCCAGCAUCUCAAGAAAUCAAUAAAUCCACAGCAACGAUCCACAACACAUCAAUGUCAGACCAUAUGGCAAGAAAAGGAAGUACACCGACACCGAGUACACCGCGCUCUGUGUGUACUAAAGUUAGCAGGGUACCGAUCUCUAGACCUGAUUCUGAUCAACAAGCGUCAGAUUGCAAUGGUGGAGAAAUCGAAGCAGGCUCAGAAUGCGUCAGCACGUUGAAUUCACACGACUUGGUGAAUUUUUCCAAGCUUUUAGCUUCCUCUGAAGCUAAAGGUGUGGAGAUAAGUCUUCGCGAAUCAUAGUCUAUAGAUUAAUCAACGUUGAUUAUGUUUUAUUUUUAAUUCUAUAUUUUUUGAUAAAAACAGUUAUAAAUGGUUUUACAGUUUUAUUUAAGCUUAGGUUAUCAUAGACAUAAUUUAUUUUGGCUGUUUAGUCAGUCAAUCUGUUCUUUCGUUCGGAAUAUUUUAGCGGUCCUAACAACCGCAUAUAAUCAUUAUUAUUGAUUUAACUCAUAAUUUGUUUAUUAGAUUUCAUAUUUUCUCUGUGUGGAAUCCCACAACGCUGAUAUCUUAGUUUACUUAUUUUAUUUUAUCAGUCUGUUAGUUAGAUAUUUGUUUUAUUUAUCUCUAUUAGUUUCGAGUUGGUAUGUUAUCUAGUUUCCUUUUUUUAAUUUGAAGUAAUCUCUUUAACAGUACUUUGUUACUACUAUUGAGUCAUAAACACCAUCAUAAUUUCAUCUUUUGCUAAAGUUGUUAUCCCAGGAUAUUGAAUAUGUAUGUUGUGCCUUACACAGGUGUGUAUCAUUCUGUACUGUUAGACUAUUAGUCUGCAUUUAUGCAGUUUGAUUUGAUUUUCAUUUUUAUUUCUUAUCCCAAAAAAUACUUUUCCAUCAUGACGGAAUGACGUGUCAGUUGUUGGUUGUAAUAUUUUCUAUCCGGUAUGAAUUCAAUUGCAAACCUGAACAUUACUGAUUUCAAUUUCAUAUUGACUUACGUAUUUGCCUACCUCACUUGAUUUCAUGUGUUUUCACCAACUAAUCUUGUUCUUUUAACUGAAUAUUAUUUUUCUGUGGUUGAAGCAUCAAUACUCUCAAUCCAGUCAUUCCAUAUGUGCUUCUGCCAGUUUAUUUUGCAAACUGAUUCAAGUUGAUUUGUGUGUAACACUCCUCGGUAGGAUGUACACAGUCGCAUUUGUUUUGUUUUUAUAACUGUUUUCUUAUGUUACUUAUCAUUAUGAUACCGUAUAAUUAUGUAGCACUUGUGCCUUUCUUUUUUAUAUUUAUUGUUUGUUUUCAUUAUUAUUUUCACGCAAGCAAGCAGUAUUACUUUCUAAUCUGAUAUGAUACCAGAUUUUUGAAUUUAUUUAUUAUGUUGAAUUUUUUCUCAUAUUUCAAUUUGACAAUUAUGAAUGUUUUAUUUUGUUUGUUGUUUUUUCUUUUGUAGUCUGUUCUAAUUGCCAUUUAUUUAAAAUGAUUGCUUUACAUUGUUUUCUUAUUUUCAUUGCAUAAAUUUGUGUGUUGCAGUUA
Trichobilharzia regenti is the source of this 5144-nucleotide messenger RNA. The record is from the annotation of a GenBank genome assembly. Lineage: Eukaryota; Metazoa; Platyhelminthes; Trematoda; Strigeidida; Schistosomatidae.